AUGACUGGAACAACUGGGGUCUACGUGGAGCGACGCAAUCCCAAUCCGUUGAGGGAGCGGACACCCGGCGAGCUUAAAGAAGACGUCCGCAGAUUUCACCGCGACCACAAACUUGGGCCGGUGGUCGAUCUUGAGGUCCUUAUUAAGGGGGCACUCAUAGCACAGGACGCGACGAAUAUAGAGACCUGUGACCUUACUGCCCCCGAAAAGCUCGCCAUACAAUCCGAGGCGCAGUCGGGAUUCUUUCAGCAGACGAAGGAGCUGAAGAUUGGCGCAAAAGCUUCUAUUGCUCCUGUGUUCGCAGCGGAGGCAGCAGCCGAUCACCUGCGAGGCCGGCUGCUGAUGAUGUGGCAACUAUUCGACUCGUUUGGGAUUUCUGUGGGGUUCGCAUGCUACUGGAUAGUUGGACGCAGCUGGAGAGGGCUUUUAGGGAGUGCCGCAGUCCCGGCACUAAUCCUCCUCGUCCUGGUCUUUCUGUGCCCAGAGUCCCCACGUUUUCUAAUUCGAAAGGGCGCCUACGCAGAUGCAUUUAGCAGUCUCCGUCAAUUGCGAGGGUCUGACAUUCAAGCGGCCAGAGACCUAUAUUACAUCCAUAGCCAACUGCAAAUAGAAACUGAGUUGUUCGAGGGUAAACGGCCAGAGCAAUGGUGGAGAACAGAUUUGUACCAGCAAAAGGUCAAGACCCAGACCUUCUUCCAGAGAGUAGGGGCUCUCUUUACUGUCCCACGCAACCGCCGAGCCUGUGUCGCGGCGUUCCUGGUGAUGGCGUCCCAGCAGCUUUGUGGCAUCAACGUCCUUUCCUUUUAUUCCUCGGCCCUGUUUCGCUAUGUCGCCUCCAACCCCGGUGAUGGUAAUUCACAUUCACGCAGAGCCUCGGAUGUGGCCGAUAUUGUUGACUGUCGAGAUCCAAUGGACGACACUGUUGCUUGGCUCAACUUCGCCUACAAAUUUAUCGAUUGGAGGGGCCGUCGGGUUCUUUUGUUAAUCUCUCUCGGCGGAAUGUUCUUCACCCUUCUGGCGACCAGUGGCUUUUUCCGUAUCAUUAGGCCCCAGGAGGCUCAGAAGGGCCUGGUUGCUGGCUUUACGGUUGUUAUCUUCACAUUCUUCUAUGGGAUUGGUGCUGGACCCGUCCCAUUCACCUUCAGUGCCGAAGUGUUUCCCCUGGCUUUUCGAGGUAAGCACAUGGCUGCUCAAUCGGACCGAUGA
Aspergillus pseudoviridinutans is the source of this 1206-nucleotide messenger RNA. RefSeq lists its product as uncharacterized. Lineage: Eukaryota; Fungi; Ascomycota; Eurotiomycetes; Eurotiales; Aspergillaceae. Bases 1 to 1206 code for a protein of 401 amino acids. Gene Ontology annotation, cellular component: membrane. Gene Ontology annotation, molecular function: myo-inositol:proton symporter activity. The transcript has 6 exons. Gene Ontology annotation, biological process: transmembrane transport. The record is from RefSeq and is a predicted model, not a curated record.